Diceros bicornis minor is the source of this 5494-nucleotide messenger RNA. It is a transcript of the gene FOXRED2, whose product is annotated as FAD dependent oxidoreductase domain containing 2. The record is from RefSeq and is a predicted model, not a curated record. The transcript has 8 exons. The coding region runs from base 492 to 2705 and encodes 737 amino acids. Gene Ontology annotation, molecular function: flavin adenine dinucleotide binding; monooxygenase activity. Lineage: Eukaryota; Metazoa; Chordata; Mammalia; Perissodactyla; Rhinocerotidae.
GGAGUGGGGCUCAGUGCGCGGGGUGGGCCGGCGGGCCGGGGAGACGGGAGCUGCGGCCGUGGGCACCACGCACGCGCGAGGAGCGGCUCCGGAGAGCGCGCGCCGGCGGGAGCGCGGCCUCGCGCGCGUGCUGGCAGGUGUGCUGGGGCAUCCCUGUCACGUGACCGCAGAGGAAGGCGCUCCUGCACCUGGUGGGGGGUGGGGCCCUGCAGGCCACACCUCCUCCAAGCCAGAGUGUGGGGGCGGGGGCGUGGCCAAAGAGACAAGAUUCUCCAGGGUCUGGCCUGGGGAGCGCCUUGGAGAGGUGUUGGGCACCCGUCACAGUAGGGGAAAAUUUGGGGGAACACCCACCCUCUUAUUACCAUGGUAAUAACAAGGGGGCUGGCGUCCCCGGGAACCGAGGCCCUAGAGGAGUUCGGGAUUCCUGGUGGGAGCCCCAGAUCCGAGCUUGAAACGAUGGAGUCUGGGCAAAUGAGCCCAGAGGUUCUUGGAUGCUGAUUCUGGCUGCGCCCCAAGUCGCAGUGAGCGCUCAGGCAAGCCCCUGCCUCUUUCUGGGCCCCAUUCCUCACGCAUCUCCCCGGGCCUCGAGGGGACCCUCCGUGGUCCAAGGCCUCACCCCUCUGGUCUGCCGCAGGAUGGGCCUCUCUGCCGCGGCCCCGCUGUGGGGCCCCCCGGGGCUGCUCCUGACCAUCGCCCUGCACCCGGCUCUCUCCUUGCGCCCCGCCAAGGCCUCAGCACCCCCGCACCGGGACUACUGCGUCCUGGGCGCCGGGCCCGCGGGCCUGCAGAUGGCCUACUUCCUGCAGCGGGCCGGGAGGGACUACGUGGUGUUCGAACGCGCCCCGGGGCCCGGCAGCUUCUUCACGCGCUACCCCCGGCACCGCAAGCUCAUCAGCAUCAACAAGCGGUACACGGGCAAGGUCAACGCUGAGUUCAACCUCCGCCACGACUGGAACUCACUGCUCAGCCACGACCCCCGGCUGCUCUUCAGACACUACUCCCACGCCUACUUCCCCGAUGCCGGCGACAUGGUGCGCUACCUGCGCGACUUCGCCGACAGGCUGCAGCUCCACGUGCUGUACAACACGACCAUUGCCCACGUCACUCUGCUCAAGGAUCGGCUGGCCUGGAAUGGCCAUUACUUCAUCCUGACCGACCAGAAGGGCCAGGCAUACCAGUGCAGCGUCCUUCUUGUAGCCACCGGUUUGUCAGUCCCCAACCAGGUCGACUUCCCUGGCUCCGAAUAUGCGGAGGGUUACGAGUCUGUGUCCGUGGACCCCAAGGACUUUGUGGGUCAGAAUGUGCUGAUCCUGGGCCGUGGGAACUCAGCCUUUGAGACGGCAGAGAACAUCUUGGGUGUCACCAACUUUAUCCACAUGCUGAGCCGCUCCCGGGUCCGGCUCUCCUGGGCCACCCACUACGUUGGAGACCUAAGGGCCAUCAACAAUGGCCUGCUGGACACCUACCAGCUGAAGUCCCUGGACGGGUUGCUCGAGUCUGACCUGACAAAUCUGGCCAUCGUGAAGGACCGUGAAGGCAGGUUCCACGUCACCCUGAAGUUCUUCCUGGAGGAAGCCAACCAGAGUGCCGACGCCAUCACCCUCCCCCAGGACAACAAUGACAACUUUGCCAUGCGCGAGGCCUACGACCGGGUCAUCCGCUGCCUGGGCUGGAACUUCGACUUCUCCAUUUUCAACAAGUCUCUCAGACUCUCUUCGGGGGGUGAGUUCAGCAAGAAGUACCCACUGGUCAGAGCCAGCUAUGAGUCCAAAGGAAGCCGGGGCCUCUUUGUCCUGGGCACUGCCAGCCACUCCGUGGAUUACCGCAAAUCUGCAGGGGGCUUCAUCCAUGGAUUCCGGUACACAGUGCGUGCUGUUCACCGGCUCCUGGAGCAUCGUCACCACGGCAUCACCUGGCCCGCCACCGAGCACCCCAUCACACAGCUGACCAGCUCUAUCGUCCGGCGCGUGAACGAGGCUUCCGGGCUCUACCAGAUGUUCAGUGUGCUGGCCGAUGUCGUCCUGUUGAAGGAGAACGCCGCAGCAUUUGAGUACCUGGAGGAGUUCCCCAUGCAGAUGCUGGCCCAGCUGGAGACGAUCACAGGGAGGAACGCCAGGCACGGGCUCUUCAUCAUCAACAUGGAGUACGGCAGAAAUUUCUCUGGACCCGACAAGGACGUCUUCUUUUAUGACCGGUCUGUGGGGCACACGGAAGACGCCUGGCGGUCUAACUUCCUCCAUCCUGUCAUCUACUACUACAGGCACCUCCCCACUGAGCAGGAGGUGAGGUUCCGCCCCGCAGACUGGCCCCUGCCUCGGCCCACAGCCAUCCACCACAUCGUGGAAGAUUUCUUGACGGACUGGACCGCCCCAGUGGGACACAUUCUACCUCUGAGGCGCUUCCUGGAGAACUGUUUAGACACCGAUUUGCGAAGCUUCUAUGCAGAGUCCUGUUUCCUGUUCGCCCUAACACGCCAGAAGCAGCCGCCCUUUUGCCAGCAGGGGUACCUGAGAAUGCAGGGGCUUGUGGGCACCGAGAAUCUUCGACAGCAUGGAGUGGAGAGCGGGCUUCUGCGGGACUAUGCUGCCGUGGGCAAGCGCCAGGAGGACAGCGGCCGGCGGCCUGGAGACCAUGAGCCAGCAGGUCACCCCCUGGCUCCAGAGCCUCCGGUCCAGCCCCCCGACAGCAACAAGGAGGAGCUCUGAUGGCCAGGCUUCUCCCACCCAGGACCACAGUCAACCCUCCUCUUUGCCCACAGCCCCGUGCUCCCACCGAUGUGUGAUUGCCAAAGACCACUCAUAUCAUCGCAACGACCACACCAAAGCCACAGGGAGGGCACAUAAGGGCUGAAGGGUGGCCAUGCAGUGAUCUCCUCCCAUCCUGUUCGGUCUGUGGGUGCCGGGGAGGUGGGUCCAGAGAAGGGCAUCCUCUGCCAGGUGGGAGCUGCCUUCCACAGCCAGGCUUGUCUGCAGUGACCUGUCACUGAGCCCCAGGCUGGCCUCACUUGUCUCCCCAUCAAGUGCCCAGUGGUUCCUUUUCCUUCUGGUCUGCUCUUCAGGUGGGCCUUGAUCCCACCCACCAGUGGAGUGUUUCACAGGUGAAAUCCAUCCUCAUCUUUAUAAGGGUUUGGGCAGGCACUUGAGAACAAAAGGUCUAGUACCCUCAACCAUAGAGGGCUGGUGGGGCUGUUGCUCCCGGAUGAAGACACCAGCUCAGAGAGGUUGGGUGACUCCCACGGUCCCAGCCGGGAGUCCCUGUCUGGGUAGCCCUAAAGUCUAUUAGACCUCACCACACUGCCUCUGCCUGCCCCCCAUCUCUGUUUUCAGAACCUAGGGGCCCAGCCUGGCUUAUCGUCAUAGGCCCAGUGGGCUGUCAUCGGGCAGAGAUAGGACAGCUCCCCACAAAGCCAUCCUAUCUAAGCAGUUUUCUCCCUGAGCAGCAGAACUCAGAGCCGCUCUCCCCAAAACUGCACACCCUGACUUAUCUUCAGCCUCUGUGUUUUCCUCUUCCAUCCUCUCCCCUGCCCUCUGGCAUCAUGAACAACGCCUUGCCUCUGGCCUGCCCCAUCAAGUUUUGUAAACUCACCGUGCUGUCUUUCAGCGGGGAUUCUUUCACAGGUGAUUCACCCCGUUGCUUGCACAGAGCCCGGCUCAGCGUGUGCAAGGAGACAUUUGUAAAUGCAUUUGUAUGAUAACGAUGAUGCAUUUAGUUUCCGGUUCCCUUAGCUGUUCUGGCUCUUCUUUGUUGUCCUUCCUUACCAGGAAUCUGCUCCCUUCCUACUCUCCCAUCAGGCAUUGUGGUCCCAUUUAUUAGUAAGCCAUGGGAAAGCAUUUGUACAUAAAAUAAUCAUGGUGAUUUUUCAAAGCCCAGGACCAUAGGUGAUUGCUUUCUCACUGGCUCUUACUCGUCCUUCACGUAUCCACUCAGAAUUCGAGGGACACAGGUUUUCUGGAUCCGCAGCCCUUUUCUGGGAACAUCCUCUUCCUCUCUUGGCUAGAUCCAAAAUCCCUUAACCACCUGGCCCUGUUGUCCGUCUGCAGAUGCCUCUCCCCCCAGUCAUUUGCAGAGUUACAACAAUGAAACUCCAGCAGCCUUAGCCUAUCGGGGAGGAGGUCUUUACCCCAUGGCGAUACUUGGCACAGUUUGCACAGGGCUGAAACUUCUAAAUUAAGGGACUCUCCCCAGUCCCAGGGUGUCAGGUUCACCAUAUUUCAUACAGAUUACAGGUAAACCAUAAUUGGUUUACCCGUCAGUUCACCCUUCCUUUUCCAAAACCUUUUUGAAAAUAAAUCUUUUAAUAGGACUGUACCCAUAAUAUCAAAUCCUGUUACACACGUCUCGCCUAUCCAAUUCCUGAAGGCUGGCUGAGCCCCUUGUCCCUUCAAGGUGCUGUAACAAAUACUUUACUGACGCCUAAAUAUGUGGCAUCUGCUGCUUUUCCUGUCAUCUGCCAAAUUGUUCAUUCCAUCAAAAUAUCAGCCAGCCUUAUUUGUGUCUAACAAGACGCGAUCCCGGUCUUGCUCAGCUCACUAGAGAUGUCUUCCCUGCUAUUCUUCCUGUAAAUCAGUAGUUGGCUUCGAGCAGAAAACUCCUUUUUUUGCUGUGAAGAUGGCUGAUGCAUUUGCUGGAGUCCCAUCUAGACCUUCCCUCCUCCUAGCAAUGUUCCCUCUCCCCGCCUCUUUUUUAAAUCCUGGCCCCGAGUGCCUGUCGCUUUACAUGUGCCACCUCUGGAUGCCUGCUGUGCUCCUGCCGUGUCGUAUGAAUUCACGGUUUCUACUUCACUGUCUCAGUUCCUUCUUGGUCAAGUGUGGACAUCCCGUUAGCACAUCCCUUCAUUUCCAGCUGGACCAAGUUCCUCUUCUAGCCAAGGCCUGACUUCACUAAUUCCUCCUUUUUUUAAUAUUAUAGCAUUGCUGGCUCAAAAUAGACAAAUCAGUGAAACAGUAGGCAGAAGCAGACCGUAUUCUAAGUAAGAAGGAGAUGAUUUUAAAAAGGAAUCACAGGGGCCGGCCCCGUGGCUUAGCGGUUAAGUGCUUGCGCUCCGCUGCUGGCGGCCCGGGUUUGGAUCCCGGGUGUGCACCGACGCACCACUUCUCCGGCCAUGCUGAGGCCGCGUCCCACAUACAGCAACUAGGAGGAUGUGCAGCUGUGACAUACAACUAUCUACUGGGGCUUUGGGGGGAAAAAUAAAUAAAUAAAUAAAAUUAAAAAGGAAUCACAAACCAUUGGAAGAGGUUGUGCAGGACCAUGCAAUAAAUAAUGUUGGACCAACUGGUUAGUAAUUUGAAGAAGAAAAUAAGUCUCAUUGUAGACCUCUAUUUCAUACUAUACUUCAAAAUUAAUUUCAGAGGAAUUUGUCAAAGCCAUCUAGAAACGAGGUGAAGAGGGGGUAUUUUAAUAAAAAGACUUUCCAAUUUCAGAAGCAACAGUAAUUCCCCAGAGGAAAAGGUUUAACAUUUCCAGGUACACCUAUCUCGCCUGUACCUAAGUAAUG